Messenger RNA from Rhododendron vialii, 2645 nucleotides. Its product is annotated as glyoxysomal fatty acid beta-oxidation multifunctional protein MFP-a-like. Bases 290 to 2467 code for a protein of 725 amino acids. The record is from RefSeq and is a predicted model, not a curated record. Gene Ontology annotation, biological process: fatty acid beta-oxidation. Gene Ontology annotation, molecular function: NAD+ binding; (3S)-3-hydroxyacyl-CoA dehydrogenase (NAD+) activity. Gene Ontology annotation, cellular component: peroxisome. Lineage: Eukaryota; Viridiplantae; Streptophyta; Magnoliopsida; Ericales; Ericaceae. The transcript has 19 exons.
GUAUUCCUUUUAUUUUUUGGGGUAACGCAAGAUGUCCCGGCCAGCUUGCGCGCACUUUGGAUUAAUCCAUACUUUUGGGUAUUUGUUUGAUUCGGGUUAAUGGCUGGUAGUGAUGCAGCCGUGCUGCUGUAAUUCGGUUAUUACUUGCACCUUCAUCUCUGAACCAGGAUAUUGCAGCUGCUAAAUUUCGGUGUGUGUGUGUGUGUGUGUGUGUGAGAGAGAGAGAGAGAGAGAGAGAGAGAGAGAGAGAGAGAGAGAGAGAGAGAUAGAGAGAGAGAGAGAGAGAACUAUGGGGAGCAAACCGAAAGGAACAACAGCGAUGGAGGUCGGAGCUGAUGGGGUGGCUGUCAUCACCAUCAUCAACCCUCCCGUCAAUUCUCUCUCCAUCGACGUAUUACAGAGCUUGAAAGAGAAUUAUGAUCAAGCCUUACAUAGAGAUGAUGUGAAGGCAAUUGUUGUUACUGGUGCUAAAGGAAAGUUUUGUGGUGGUUUUGAUAUAACUGCAUUUGGUGGAAUGCAAGGGGCAAAGAUUCCACAACCAAAACCUGGUUUUGCAUCGGUAGAGGUUCUCACUGACAUAGUAGAAGCUGCAAGAAAACCUUCAGUUGCUGCUAUUGAUGGCCUCGCCUUAGGUGGAGGAUUAGAGGUUGCAAUGGUUUGCCAUGCACGAAUUUCCACUUCUAGUGCCCAACUAGGCUUGCCUGAACUUCAGCUUGGGAUAAUCCCUGGACUUGGAGGUACACAGCGGCUUCCACGCCUUGUUGGCCUCGCUAAGGCCCUUGAAAUGAUGCUGACGUUCAGGCCGGUUAAAGGGGAGGAAGCUCAGAGUUUGGGUCUGGUGGAUGCCAUAGCCUCACCAGAUGAGUUGGUAAACACUGCACGUCGCUGGGCCCUUGAUAUUUGGGAGCAUAGAAGGCCAUGGGUUGCUAGCCUUUACAGGACUGAUAAGAUAGAGUCUCUUGGUGAGGCAAGGGAAAUACUUAAGUUUGCUAGAGCUCAGGCCCGGAAACAAGCUCCCAAUCUCGAGCAUCCAAUAGUUUGCAUUGAUGUUAUUGAAGCUGGUAUAGUUUCUGGGCCCCGUGCCGGGCUUCGGAAGGAAGCUGAAGAGAGCCAAGGGCUUGUACAUACAGAUACAUGCAAGAGCUUGAUCCACGUCUUCUUUGCUCAACGUGGAACCUCACGGGUUCCCGGAAUCACUGAUCAGGGUCUAGUACCAAGACGAAUAAAUAAGGUAGCUAUUCUCGGUGGUGGAUUAAUGGGCUCUGGAAUAGCAACAGCAUUGAUUCUUGGUAACUAUCCUGUGGUCCUGAAAGAAGUGAAUGAGAAGUUUCUGCAGGCUGGUAUAGAUAGAGUUGAAGCUAAUUUGCAAAGCCGUGUUAAGAACGGGAAAAUAACUCAAGAGAAGUUUGAAAAAACCCUCUCUCUUCUCAAGGGUGUCCUUGACUAUGAAAGCUUUAAAGACGUAGACAUGGUCAUAGAGGCAGUUAUUGAGAAUGUCUCUUUAAAACAACAAAUUUUUGCUGAUCUUGAAAAGUACUGUCCCCCACACUGCAUACUUGCAAGUAACACUUCCACAAUUGACUUGAACGUGAUUGGGGAGAAGACCAAGUCACAUGAUCGGAUUAUUGGGGCCCAUUUUUUCAGCCCAGCUCACGUAAUGCCACUUCUGGAAAUUGUUCGUACUGAGAAGACAUGUCCACAAGCAAUUGUCGACUUACUUGAUGUUGGGAAAAAGAUAAAGAAAACCCCAGUCAUUGUCGGAAAUUGCACAGGCUUUGCUGUUAACAGGAUGUUCUUCCCCUACACAAUGGCUGCCAUUUUGCUUGUUGAACGUGGUGCAGAUCUCUAUCAGAUUGAUAGGGCAAUUGCCAAAUUUGGAAUGCCCAUGGGUCCAUUCAGAUUGUGUGAUCUGGUUGGUUUUGGAGUUGCUGUUGCAACAGGUGCACAAUAUGUUCAGAAUUUUCCUGAAAGAACGUAUAUAUCAAUGCUUAUUCCAAUCAUGCAGGAGGAUAAGAGAGCUGGUGAAACUGCUCGCAAAGGUUUCUAUGUUUACAACGAUAAACGCAAGGCCAGCCCUGAUCCGGAAUUAAAGAAAUUUAUCCAGAAGGCAAGGGAGAUUUCUGGUGUUGAUGUUGAACCUAAGCUGAUGAAGUUGUCCGAUAAGGACAUUGUGGAGAUGACAUUCUUCCCUGUGGUGAAUGAGGCCUGCAGAGUCCUUGCUGAAGGAAUAGCAAUCAAAGCAGCAGACCUGGACAUUGCAGCGGUCAUGGGCAUGGGAUUCCCACCUUAUAGGGGAGGGAUCAUGUUCUGGGCAGACUCUCUUGGAUCAACGUAUAUUUGCUCGAGAUUGGAAGAAUGGUCUAACAUGUAUGGAGGAUUCUUCAAACCUUGUUCUUACUUGGCUGAACGAGCGGCCAAGGGGGCUCCUCUGAGUUCUCCGGAAGGUCAAGCAAAAUCUCGCCUGUAAAUUUUAUUUUCCAGUUGCAUCGUAAUCGUAGGUAAUUUGGCAUGUGAUUUUCUGUUCUCUUUCGCUUUUCUUUUCCCUUUCUUUCAUGAUGCUGAAGUUGAGAGCUUAUAGAGUUAAAUUAAGGAAGCAAUGUGAUUUAGAUCUUCAUCUUCAAAUGAAAAUUCGUUUUAUUCUCAGA